This is a messenger RNA of Eurypyga helias (sunbittern), 378 nucleotides long. RefSeq names its product gamma-sarcoglycan-like. Bases 1 to 378 code for a protein of 125 amino acids. Lineage: Eukaryota; Metazoa; Chordata; Aves; Eurypygiformes; Eurypygidae. Gene Ontology annotation, cellular component: sarcoglycan complex; sarcolemma. The transcript is spliced from 3 exons. The record is from RefSeq and is a predicted model, not a curated record. Gene Ontology annotation, biological process: cardiac muscle tissue development; heart contraction.
AUGUCGGAGUUCUGCUUUGUGGAUGUAGCCAACAUUAUAUGUGUCCAGGGAAGGUCCAGAGUAGACAAGGUAACAGGGAUGCUGGAGUCACCAACUCGAUCCUUGAGCAUGGAUGCACCACGAGGAAUUAAUAUCAAAGCACAAGCUGGGAAUAUUGAAGCUCUUUCCCAGAUGGAUAUCAAACUACACAGCAGUGAUGGUGUGCUUUUGCUGGAUGCUGAAACUGUUCGACUGCCCAAACUGCCUGAGGGUACAAGGGGUGGAUCCGGCAUUUCUCAGGGGCUCUAUGAAAUCUGCGUUUGCCCAGACGGAAAGCUCUACUUGUCAGUGGCCGGCGUGGGCUCCACUUGCCAAGAAUACAGCCGUGUCUGUCAGUGA